GUAAUGGAGGGGGUCACGGUCGGCCAGGUAUUUGAUGCGGAAUGCAUCCUCAGCAAACGGCCCAGAAAGGGGAAGCUGGAGUAUCUGGUGAAGUGGAGAGGAUGGUCGUCCAAGCACAACAGUUGGGAGCCAGAAGAAAACAUUUUGGACCCGAGGUUACUGGCAGCGUUUCACAAGAGAGAACAAGAGCGAGAGCUUCUGUUCCAGAAGAAAGGGAAGAGGCCUCGAGGACGUCCGCGGAAGAUUCUGCAGCCUGCUCCAGCCGUCCCUAAAGACAGCCGCUCCUCCUCUUCCUCCUCCUCCGGCCUUUCCUCGUCUCCCUCCUCCUCUUCCUCCGAGGAUGAAGAUCACACCAAGAAGUCGAAGCCCGGCCCUCGAGUCCUCCCGCUCCCCCAGAAGAGGCCUCAGAUCCUGCUGGCCAAGCCCGACCCCCCCUGCAAGAAGAAGCGAGGCAGGAAGCCGCUCCCCCCCGACCUGAGAGCUCUACGACAGGCGAAGAGUAGACCGCCUUCUCCUACUCCUCCUCCUCCUCCUCCACCACCUCCUCCUCCUCCUCCUCCUGCUCCUCCUCGCCACCACCAGGCGCUCAGACCGUCCAGGGAGGAUCCUCGGCCCGGCGUGAAGAAGCCGCUGCAGCCGGCCAGCUUCACCUACACCGGGAUGAGCCGGAGCGCCAGAGACGAGGCCGUGUCCGCCUCGCAGACCUCCAGCAGCUCCUUCUCCCAGAGCGCCGCCUCCAAACCCGGAUCCCUCAGCUGCAUCUGGACCAACCGCUCCCUCUCCUCCUCCUCCUCCUCCCACAAAGCCGGCGCUUCACAGAGUAAGAACUCGCUGUCCGAGCUGAAGCGCUCCACGUCAGAGACCGGCGGCAGCAGAGGAGACGGGUUCAAAGUGUCUGCUCUGAAACCAGGAGGAAGCUCGGGGUCUCUGGGCGGGUUUAUCGGGGGCCCGGCGGGGGUCCAUCGCUCCCCGCUGGGCCAGAGGAGGCAGGAGGGCCUCGGGGGUCAGAGCGGGUCGGUUCAUCACAAGCAGCAGAACUCCGGUCUCUCCAAACCGUCAGCCUCGCCGACGCCACGAGACCGAGCCAACCAGGCGCUGAGCCUCCGAGCCCUCAACCUGCAGAGCGUCAGCAAGCCGCCGGCCGGCAGCAGCCUGCAGGGGGCGCACACGAGCGGCGCCGCCCCGUCCAGGUCCAGCUUGAGGAGCGGGGUCGUCGUAAAAGGAGCGGCGGGAGGCUUCAAAGACACUCGAACGUCCGCCGGGCAUCGCUCGGGUCUGCCGGCAGGAGGCGGCGCGGAGCAGGCGAGGUUACGAGAGGACAGGAAGGAAAUGCUAGGAGACGCUAAGAAGAUGGCGGGCGGCGGCGGGCGGGGGAACGGCAGCGUGCGGCAGGAGGAGCGGAAACAAACCCGCAGCCUGAACGAGCUCAGCACCGGAGACUCCGACGAGACCAGCAGCAGCGAUUCGGAGCACGACACCGUCCUGUAUCCUAGCAACAGCCGGCCCAGCCUCGGCAACGACGCCACCGAGUCGGACACGGAAACGGACUGGCGGCCGACGCGCAGCCUCCUGGAGCACGUGUUCGUCACCGACGUCACGGCCAACUUCAUCACGGUGACGGUGAAGGAGUCGCCGACCAGCGUGGGAUUCUUCAACUCUCGGAAUCACUGAAGGACGAACUGACUCCCGACUCUUCCCGCAGCAGCUCUCAGGGUUCCUACCGACACGCACAAC
Messenger RNA from Scomber japonicus (chub mackerel), 1734 nucleotides. RefSeq names its product chromobox protein homolog 2-like. The coding region runs from base 4 to 1671 and encodes 555 amino acids. Gene Ontology annotation, cellular component: heterochromatin; PRC1 complex. Gene Ontology annotation, biological process: negative regulation of transcription by RNA polymerase II. The record is from RefSeq and is a predicted model, not a curated record. The transcript is spliced from 5 exons. Lineage: Eukaryota; Metazoa; Chordata; Actinopteri; Scombriformes; Scombridae.